Selaginella moellendorffii is the source of this 1378-nucleotide messenger RNA. Its product is annotated as protein DMR6-LIKE OXYGENASE 2. The transcript is spliced from 3 exons. The record is from RefSeq and is a predicted model, not a curated record. NCBI's taxonomy places the organism in Eukaryota, Viridiplantae, Streptophyta, Lycopodiopsida, Selaginellales, Selaginellaceae. Bases 78 to 1142 code for a protein of 354 amino acids.
AUGCCACUGAUCUUGGUGAGCUGGAAGAUAUUGCGUGAUUGAAUAUCAAAGCAAACGCGAGAGGGCAAACUAGGGAAAUGGCCGAGGCAGCAGAAGCAGCAAGACCCACACAAGGAGUGAAGGAGCUUCUGGAGAACUCCAAUGGACAAAUUCACGAUCAAAGUCUACCAGAUAAGUACAUCAAGCCCGAGAUUGCCCGCGUGAGAUGCAACACUCCCCUGGCAGGCAUUCCCCUCAUUGACUUCUCCCAGAUCCAUGGCCAAAGCAGAAGCAAGAUCAUCCAAGACAUAGCAAAUGCGGCACAGGAGUGGGGCUUCUUCCAGGUGAUAAAUCACAGCGUUCCUCUGGCUCUGAUGGACGCCAUGAUGAGCGCCGGCCUCGAGUUCUUCAACUUACCUCUGGAGGAGAAGAUGGCGUAUUUCUCCGAGGACUACAAGCUCAAGCUUCGCUUUUGCACCAGUUUUGUGCCCUCCACUGAGGCCCACUGGGACUGGCACGACAAUCUCACGCACUACUUCCCACCUUACGGUGACGAACAUCCUUGGCCAAAGCAGCCACCCUCUUAUGAAAAGGCUGCAAGGGAGUAUUUUGACGAAGUUCUGGCACUGGGUAAGACAAUCUCACGAGCACUCUCCCAGGGUUUGGGACUAGAGCCCGACUUCCUCAUCAAGGCAUUUAGAGAGGGGAUGAAUUCCAUACGACUGAAUUACUAUCCACCUUGCCCGAGGCCUGAUCUUGCCGUCGGGAUGAGCCCACACUCUGACUUUGGUGGCUUCACGAUCUUGAUGCAAGACCAAGCCGGAGGGCUCCAGGUGAAGAGAAACGGGGAGUGGUACUCGGUGAAGCCGGUCAGGGGCUCAUUCGUGGUGAACAUCAGUGACCAACUCCAGAUCUUUAGCAAUGGGAAGUUCCAGAGCGCCGAGCAUCGCGUUGCCGUGAACUCGAGCUCGCAAAGGCUUUCGAUCGCCACCUUUUUCGAGCCCUCCGAGGACGUGGUUGUGGCGCCCAUCCCAGAGCUCCUCCUUCGCAACAGUGAGCCGCCGCGCUACAAAGAGAGCCUGUUUGGAACGUACCUUGGCAAGCAGUUCUCCAAGUACUUUGACAGCAAGAACACCAUACAAGCGCUUGAGAUUAAUCGCUAGAAAGUGGCUCAAAGCACAAACACGACAGCUCUUCCUCCAAACCCACAACAACUUUGUGCACUUCUUUUCUGAGAGAAUGUGUGAUUUCAUAUAAUCUGGUGAUGGUGAUCGUAUGGAAACGAGGGGGCCUUUUAAGAAAGCGUGCGCUUCCAACAGUCGAGAAUGUUUAGCUAGUGGCGCUUCCACCAAAUCACCUGUCCGCAUCCACGCGAAUAUAACCAAAUCUAAGUUCGUUA